GUCUUUCUUUUCUUACCCCUUGUUUUGGGUUUUGAAUCUCCAGGAUGCAGCGCUGCGUGAUUGGAAGGCUCUGCGCUGGGAUUAGCUGUGUGAUUUUUGGGUCUGGCUGCUGUUAGCCGGCCUCCUGCGGGACAUUUACGCACAUGCACGCUCCCCGAGACUUUAACACAUGAGAGGCAAGCAUCACAGGCCAACCAUGAAAAAGAUUUACAUUGGCAAAACGGCCUUAAAAGUGUCCCGCAAUGGUGGCAAGCAUCCCAAGAAGAGUUCGUUGCUGGAGCAGAAAGAGGACCUCCGAAAGCGUCUCUCAUACACUACUCACAAACUGGAGCUGCUGCAGAAUGAGUUUGACUCCACUAAGGUGUACCUGGAGACAGAGCUGCGGAGGGCCCAGGAGGAGCUCGACAAGUUCACAGACAAACUGCGCAGAAUACAGAGCAGCUACUCAGCCCUGCAGAGGAUAAACCAGGACCUGGAGGAGAAGAUCCACCGAGAUACGCAGCAUCACGAUGACGAGAAGAGAGCCCUGAGCCGAGAGAUCAUUGUCCUCAACAACCGUCUGGUAGAGGCCAAGCUUACCAUCGAGAAGCUCCAGGAGGACAAUGAUAUGUACCGUAAGGACUGCUCUCUGGCUGCUCAGCUCCUGCAGUGCCGGGCUCAGUUGGACGAGCUCCCUACAGACUUCCAGGAGCGCAUGACUCUUCACAUGGAGGAAGAGGAGGAGGAGACCCCAUUGUACUCUGACCCGGUCCCUGCCUCUCACCUGAGCCCCAGCCUGGACAAGCCCGACGACGGAGGGAGCAGCAGCCAGGGGUCCCGCUCGCCUAGCCCCCCCGGCCCCCUCCCCCACCCCCAGGAGCACACCUUCAUCCUGGAGAGCCUGGGGGGUCCCGGGGGGCGGCUGGGUCUUCGUGCGGCCUACAAGUCUGACCUGUACAGCAGCGACACGGCCCUGUACUGCCCUGAUGAUAGGCACAGGGAGAGGCGCCCCAGCAUGGACCUGCAUGGGCACAGGGCCAUGGUGUAUGGGCCCCAGAACUCCACCGACAGCCAGAGUAAUCCUGAGGAGGGCUCCGUGGGCCUCACCCAGAGCUUCUCUCAAGAGCACUUUUCCAAGUUCCCUCCUCUGCUGGGCACCGGCUCCAGCUCCUAUUCCAGCUUCAGCGCCGCGGGCUCAGAAGACAAGCCCCACGGCCCCCCGAGCUCCAACGCCUCCUCCCCCCACCACCACACCCUCUACAUGGAGUGGAGGGACGCGGGUGAGUACGACGACCGCAAGAGCGAGUCCUCCUGGGAGGGCGACGCCGACAGCCCCGGAGUCUUCAGCAAUGCCCCCUCCUUCCAGCAGGGAGAGAUGUCACACCAUCAGAACAACGGCAGCUCGCCCGUGUACAGCCGCACUAUGUCGUCCUGCUUCAGCGAACCUUAUGAGCCCCUCCCCCCUUCCUCCUCGCCCAGUGUUGCCUAUGGAGACAGUCGCCGCGGCAGUACGUUAGCACCUGAGGAGGAGGAGCUAAUCUGCCGGUGGCGACAACUCAGCGUGGAGGACUUGCAUUCGUACCGCAGUCCUGGCCGCGCGUCGCCAUACAGUUUCUCCGAGCAACACUUUUCCGUCCGACCUGCCAAAAUCCGAUUGGGUCCCAUGUACAGCAGCUUCCAGGAAGGCGCAGAUUACUAUCACCUCCACCAGGGCGGCGCCGUCAUGGACCAAGGGUGGGUGGGGGCGGGCGCGUCAGGAAGCCAGGAAUGUGGGAUUAGGCAAGCGCACAGCCAAGCCCACCUGUACCGGGCGGAGGGUAGCCAAGGAUCAGAGCAGAGCCUGUACCACUCGGGAAGCUCCAAGGACCGGGAAGGGGCAGGGCCAGGGCCAGUGGGGCAGGGUCAGGAGUACGGGGAGGAGCCGAGUCCCAACAGCUCCACCGAGUCUCUCCACCAGAGAUCGCUGGAGAUGGCGGCGGAGUUGCAGCACUACCAGGUGGAGAUGCACAGCCUGCCCCCCCAGGUGAGCCAGGUGAGCCAGGUGAGCCAGUCGCCACCCCCAGCCCCACCCCCUCCCUACGGUCACGCCCCCCUGACCAAGUUUGGGUCUCUGGGGUUGACCCGGAAGGACAGUCUGACCAAGGCCCAGCUCUACGGGACAUUGCUGAACUGAACCACUUUUGUAUUACCUGUUUACAAAGAUCAGGCAGAACACUACGACCAUUACCACUGAUGCCACGUACACCAUCAUACUGUAAUCACUAAGUUUACCUGGGAUUGGUCCAUAGAGAUUUAAUUUCCUCAAGCACAAUCUCGACAGACCAAUCAUAGACAAGGGGGUUUAUGUGACAGUUUACAAAGAGAGCCAGGUUUAACCCAGGUCUACGCCAGGACUAAAUCAGAUCUAAACCAGGUCUGAUACAUAAUUAACACAGCAGAUUGGUAAUACCCCUUAAGAGCUACAACAAAUCAGGACAAACCUAGGACUAAACCAAGUCUUAACCACCUCUGAUACUGUCCACUGCUGAACGGGAACUCCCCACAAGAGAUGCAAAAUCCAGGAAUUUGCCAGGACUAAACAAGGUCUAACCCAGGACUAAACCAGGAUUUAAACAGAACUUAAUCAGAUCUAACCCAG
This is a messenger RNA of Periophthalmus magnuspinnatus, 2617 nucleotides long. RefSeq lists its product as uncharacterized. Bases 170 to 2152 code for a protein of 660 amino acids. The transcript has 8 exons. Gene Ontology annotation, cellular component: synapse. Lineage: Eukaryota; Metazoa; Chordata; Actinopteri; Gobiiformes; Gobiidae. The record is from RefSeq and is a predicted model, not a curated record.